AAGGUUUUUUUGCAGCCAUUUCCUUCCAUAUUUUUUCCUUGCUAUGCCUAAUUGAAAAUAUUGCAGAGUUUUACAUGCUAUUAAUGUAGAAAAUAAUCCAGUCAUAGAAUCACUGCCAGAAGAUAGCCCUUUUGCUAUCCUCUUGGCAAAAUUCAAAGGUCGAAGACCUUCUUUCCUUUUCAUUAAAUAGAGUUCAAAAAACUAAAUAAUGACUUUAAAAAAGAAAUCUGUAAUAUUCAUAAUACACUGCCAGCCUCAGGUAUCAGAAGUAAUUUAUUAAACUUAUAAAUAUUUAAAUAAUUCAUCAAUAUUUUAAUAAUUCCUUUAAAUAUAAUUGUCUGAGCUUUCCCAGAACCUGGAAAUCCUCGGAUAUCAUUGACUUGAUCUAUGCAUAUUCCUCUCAGAUUCAAUUGAUAUCCUGGCCCAAGUUCCUUUCCAUUUGCAUGAGAAGUAUAAAUCUGUGAGGUGAAUAUCUAGGACUGGAUGAGGAUCAUUCCCUGACAUCAUUUCUCAAGCAAACCCAGAUCCCAGUCAAUCCAAAUGAUAUUUAACUGAGUCAAAGUUUGCACUGUUUAUGAGUUUACACAGUUCUGCUGGCACUGCUGUAUCUCUUAGGACUGAGGAAGAAUUCACCCUUGAAUUGCCAUAGCGAUGCUCGUCAGCCAGAGCCCUUCCAUUCCUCUCCCAACACACCCUGAUCUUGAUGUAACCAACAACAGUGUAGCCUUUUUGCCUAAAAUGCUUGUCCCACUGAACCAAUGAAGUGCUUAAUCUGUAACUCUGAAAGCACUUCACCAAUGUAAACUGUCUCUUGUAGGUAGUAUUGGAGGUACAGCUAAAGCAGAGGAGGCAGAGAGCCCAGUUCCCUGUGUAACCUUCACGUCAUUCUAACUUGCCCAGCUUCUCUUCUGCACUUGUCAAAGUCUGACUGGGAAAAUACUGGUGUGAUUUCACUGUAGCUGCACUGCCCCAAAUUCCCAAUGAUAACACAUCAAAAGAAGAGUUUCCUUGGGCAUUGUCUAGAGUAUGUAGAGGUCCCAGAUUUGAGGACUUGAAUGAGUGGAAGUUAUAAUUACUGUCAGGCACCUCCACCAGAUAUGAGUUAUCAAAUAUUGCAGAGAUCGGUAGAGGUACAAAUUAAAGUAAUGCUGUGCCAUGACUUAUACAAAAUUACAUUAAUUUAAUUUAAUUAUAACAUCAGAUUAAUUUAGGAGAGUGCAAUAUCUCUUGUGCACAUUUAGAACUGAUCUUAUUAAAACUUAUUAACAGAAGUAAAUUUUUGUUUCAUUGACACCUGGUUUCAUUUGGUUUCAUUUCCUGUCUGUGAAUCUUCUGACAACAGCAGUAUGUGUAACAGGAACACUGACCUAGAAUUUCAGAGGUGGUCAAAACUCAGCAGGUUUUGAUUUAUGUGGUUGACUGACUGUAGACUCCUUUGAAAAUUUCAUAGACAAUUAUGCUAUUGAAAAAACUUUAGAGGAAUAGAUUUGAUCCUGCAAGAACCUCUCUAGUAGUAUAAAGUAGUAUGCAGAUUUUUGAACAGGACAAACUUAGGAGAAAGGAUAAUAUUUCACAAAUUGGCAGAGAAUAAUAAUAAAAAAAGUUUUCCUUGGUAUUAAAUAAAGCAGUAGAUUCAAAGCUUAUGAAUUAACCUAUAAUCCAUCUUAUUGCUAUCAGUCAUAUGAGACACUGAACAAAGAAAAUCCAUGUUGAUUUUGGUCUUGUUGUAUAUUUCAUAUGAUGAAUUCAUAUAUUAAGAUGGUGAGUGUUUUGUAAAGGUUUUAUAAAAAUGUAUGUGUAUCAUUGGUAUCACCAUUACCAGACUAGAGCAAGAUUCUGAAAGUCACCAGAAGAACAGAGUUUACUUUUGCUCUUCAGUCUUUGUAGCAACUAGCAAAUUUGAAAAUCUCAGCUUAAAAAUAGAAAUGUUAUUGCAAAGCUGCCGCUGAAAGUUUCAGGACAAUUAAUAUACAUAUGCUCUUCUAGCUCCCUGUGUUAAAUAUGUUCUUUACUUUGAAUAGAAGCUUAAUAUUUAAUGCAGUAGAAUUUUUACUGUCUGGUGUUAUCCAGGAAAUCAAAUGCAGACAUGGAACAAUAGAUUGCUCAGCCUUGAGCAAUAGAUGUUUGAGAAAGUGAAUAAGACAUACUCACUGUGCAGAAAGCCUCCAACAGAAAGCAGAAAAGGAAGAUAAAUCAAUCAGACUGUUUGCAUUAUAUGUGAGAAGACUGUAAAGGACAGCAACAGUAAAACAUCUAAUACUUUUAUGAAUGUAUGAAAGAAUAUUAACUAAACAUCUGGGAAAGGUCAUGCUGAAUAAAUUGGUUAAAGCUGUACAUCGGCUACUAUUGCGGGGUUUUUUUAAUACUACAUUGGUAUCUCCAUAUUUAAAUUAUAUUUUUACUUGAUUCUUAAAGUAAUGAAUACCAUCCUUUUAUAUAACAGGCUUCUGUCUUUAUUCUUUAAAAAAAGUGAGGGGAAAAAAGGAGGUGAAUUAGUUCUCUUGGUAACAAUCAGUCCUGCUCUGGUUACAUGCCUGGAAAAUAAUUAACAGAUUUUCUCUAAUGCUUCCUAAAGAUGUUGAAACUAGAGAACAAAUAUUGACCAAGAGGCAGCAAAACUUGCCUGGACAGGGGAAAAUAAUGGUUUAUAUAACUGAAAACAGUUUGCCAAAAAACAGAAUAGAAAUUAUGGAAUAUCUGAUUUUAAAUCAACCAGAUGUCAAAACAGCCAAAUGUGGUGUGUACAUGCACUCAGGUAUUUGCAGGCCACACUUAAGUCCUGCUACCACAUAAAAGGCUCUUUCACCAUCCUGAAGAUCUGCAGGGCCCUGCAGGAAUCUUCUGGGAGCUGCUCUGGAGAUAAUUUAGCACUUAAGAGAGCCCUUUGGAUGCAAGAGGGAACCAAUCAUGAAGACUGGAAGAGGUUCUGGCAUGACCAGGCUUUCAGAAACAUGAGCAGAACCUUGGACAGGAUGGCCCACACAGAGAGAGCUCUGCCCUGGCUGCUGCUGCUGUCACUGGCCUUGCUGGGCAGCAGCACUGCAGAGCGGGACUGCCGAGUAAGCAGCUUCAAAGUCAAGGAGAACUUCGACAAGAACAGGUACAGUGGCACCUGGUAUGCUAUGGCAAAAAAAGAUCCUGAGGGGCUGUUUCUGCAGGACAAUGUGGUUGCCCAGUUCACUGUAGAUGAGAAUGGACAAAUGACUGCUACUGCAAAGGGCAGAGUCAGACUCUUCAAUAACUGGGAUGUCUGUGCUGACAUGAUCGGCUCUUUCACUGACACAGAGGAUCCUGCCAAGUUCAAGAUGAAGUACUGGGGUGUCGCCUCUUUUCUGCAGAAAGGAAAUGACGAUCACUGGGUAGUGGACACAGAUUACGACACAUACGCUCUUCAUUACUCCUGCCGCCAACUAAAUGCAGAUGGCACCUGUGCUGAUAGCUACUCCUUUGUGUUCUCCCGGGACCCCAAGGGAUUGCCUCCAGAUGCACUGAAAAUUGUCAGACAAAGGCAGAUGGAUCUGUGUUUGGACAGAAAAUACAGAGUUAUCACUCAUAAUGGAUUUUGCUCUUAAGGAGAUCCAACCCUAUGGAAAGAAACCAUGUAACAGCACCACGGAUGUAAAGUUAACACACUGAUCAUGUGUUCUCUGGAAAAUGCUUUUAAUGGCUUAAUUUAGAUUUUCAAUAUAUUUAUCUGAGCUGUGUAGCUCACCUUGUUAAUAAACCAAUGAAGCAUUUUAAUAAACUUGGAUUACAGGGGA
Molecule: messenger RNA, 3761 nt
Organism: Catharus ustulatus (Swainson's thrush)
Lineage: Eukaryota; Metazoa; Chordata; Aves; Passeriformes; Turdidae
Gene: RBP4
Product: retinol binding protein 4
Exons: 6
Coding region: 2733-3572 (279 amino acids)
Biological process (GO): retinol transport
Molecular function (GO): retinol transmembrane transporter activity; retinol binding
Source: RefSeq, a predicted model, not a curated record